ACGCACACAGAGCUCUGUUAAUCCCGGACCGGGUCUUGGCGGCUCCAGUCCUCAUGGAGGCCUCUGGCUGUGCGUCCGCGGCCCUGGAGCGCCUUCCCUUCCACAACACCGCCCUGAAGAAGCUGCCGGUGGAUGAGUCGGAGGUGCAGGGGUCCCGGACAGUCCCGGGGGCCUGUUUCUCUAGAAUCAGAGCUCCUCAACCUCUGACCAGGCCGACCCUGGUGUCCGUGUCUCGGUCUGCGCUGGCCCUGCUCGGCCUCAGUGCGCAGGAGGUGCAGGCGGACCCUCUGGCUGCGGAAUAUCUGAGCGGAUCCAGGAUGCUGCCCGGGUCGGAACCGGCCGCACACUGUUACAGCGGACACCAGUUCGGUCUGUUUGCGGGUCAGCUGGGAGAUGGAGCUGUGAUGUACCUGGGGGAGGUGGAGGAGGGAGCCGGGGGACGAUGGGAGGUGCAGGUGAAAGGUGCAGGAGUCACACCUUACUCCAGAGAUGGGGAUGGUAGGAAGGUCCUCCGCUCCAGCAUCAGAGAGUUUCUGUGCAGUGAAGCCAUGGCAGCUCUGGGUAUACCCACCACCCGUGCAGCCUCACUUGUGACAUCUGACCUCUAUGUCAACAGAGAUCCGCUUAACAGUGGUCGGCGAAUUGCUGAGCGAUGCUCUGUUGUGAUGCGUGUUGCCCCUUCCUUUAUCAGGUUUGGAUCUUUUGAGAUCUUCCUGGGACGAGAUGAUUUCUCAGGUCUUCAGGGUCCAAGUGCAGGACGGUUUGACAUCCGUGCUCAGCUGCUGGAUUACGUCAUUGAGACUUUCUACCCAGACAUUCAAGAGAGCAGCCGUGAAAAAAGAAAUAUGGCUUUUUUCAGAGAGGUGAUGAUGCGAACUGCUAAGCUUGUGGCCCAGUGGCAGUGUGUUGGAUUUUGCCAUGGUGUUCUGAACACAGACAACAUGAGCAUCUUGGGUCUGACUUUGGACUAUGGACCCUUUGGUUUCAUGGACAGGUUUGAUCCAGAGUUUGUUUCCAAUGCUUCAGACAAAAGGAGUCGUUAUUCAUAUCAAGCCCAGCCGUUUGUGUGCCGCUGGAACCUAGUUCGCCUGGCUGAAGCUCUGGGCUCUGAGCUGAGUGCAACUGAAGCAGGGAUGAUCCUGGAUGAAUUUAUGCCCACAUAUGAAGCUUUCUAUUUGUCUUUUAUGCGGAAGAAGUUGGGCCUUGUGAGAAAAGAAGAGCCAGAGGAUAAUCAGCUCAUAUCAGACCUGCUGCAGCUCAUGUAUAACACUGGUGCAGAUUUCACAAACACCUUCCGACUGCUGAGCCGAGUCCCUUGGCCUGAGGAGAACCAGAGUGAAAGGGCCACAGUGGGUCCAGUAGUGGACCUCAUCCUACAGCAGUGUGCUUCUAUUGAGGAGCUGAAGCAUUUUGGAGAAAAGACUUACCAAGACAAUAUUGAAUUAGCGAUGAUUCUGUCCAUGGCGCAGACCAACCCAGCCAUGUUUGGAAUGGUGGCAGACAGGCCAGAUGUGCUUAAGCAGCUGGAACGCAUGGGCCGACUAAAAGAGCUGCUUGAGACAGAUCAGGAUGAGCUUAAGGAAAAGCAGCGUGACGACUGGAUAUGCUGGGUUAGCAGAUACAGAAGGCGCUUAGCCAGGGAAGAUGAUGGUACGAGUGAACUGUUUCUUCUCAAAAAAGAACGCCUUAAUGUGAUGAACAACGCCAACCCACGUGUCGUGCUACGAAACUACAUCGCCCAGAGGGCAAUUCAAGCUGCAGAAAGAGGAGACUUCUCUGAGGUAAACAGGGUCCUCCAAGUUCUGGAGAAACCAUUUGUGGAGACAUUUGAGAUGGAGCUGUUGAAUGAACCUAAUGCAUGUGCUGACCAGGAGACUUCUACCUAUGACCACAAGCCUCCUGCCUGGGCAAUGACUAUUUGUGUCACUUGAUCCUCAUAGAUCCUCCCAGGCAGCUGAAGGAGAGAGAGACUGUUGUUUUAGGUGGGUGGACCACAUGGACAAUGAAAACAAUGGCCACUGCUUCUGUUUACUAUCAAAAACAGAUUCUCUCCUGCAUGCUGAAGGGAGGACAUCAUGUUUCCUACUGUGUUCCAGUGUUCAUCAGUAUGGCCAUGGAUCAGGUUUAGCAUAAUCUUAUGCUUCUAUUGCCCCAUGUAGGUGCUGAUGAAGUAUGACGGCUCAGAAAACCAGUCACACAUGACACGUCUGAGUUUGAAACACUGCAGACACACCAACAGUAAAAUAGUGAUGUUCAUAUGUGAAUAAGUAACUCUACUCAGAGCAAACAAAAAGGAGGGCUGGCGUGUUAAAGCUGCAGAAGCUGAAAUCAGGUAAAAAAAAAAAAAAAAAGGCCAGAAUUUGCAAACUCUCCUCUCAUAGCACACUAAAUAUAAAUACAUCGGAUCUGACUGAUGAAAUGUGUGACGAUCAGUAAUUAUAGCCGUCACAAAUUUAAGGUGACAGCUAGAGAUGCCUCUGAAAACAUGUUAUUAACUAUAGUUGUCAGGUUACAUUUUCUGUAGUCCACAGAAGUGAGUAGUGUUCUUUUUUUUACUCUCGGAACACCUGAAUUACAGUAUGCUGAAAGUAAUGCUGGUAUUUUUGUCCAGUGACACUAAAAACUAUCAAGCACUGUAGAAUUAAACUAUUC
Molecule: messenger RNA, 2652 nt
Organism: Sphaeramia orbicularis (orbiculate cardinalfish)
Lineage: Eukaryota; Metazoa; Chordata; Actinopteri; Kurtiformes; Apogonidae
Gene: selenoo2
Product: selenoprotein O2
Exons: 10
Coding region: 54-1931 (625 amino acids)
Source: RefSeq, a predicted model, not a curated record